This is a messenger RNA of Mercurialis annua (annual mercury), 750 nucleotides long. RefSeq lists its product as uncharacterized. The record is from RefSeq and is a predicted model, not a curated record. The transcript is spliced from 3 exons. The coding region runs from base 1 to 750 and encodes 249 amino acids. NCBI's taxonomy places the organism in Eukaryota, Viridiplantae, Streptophyta, Magnoliopsida, Malpighiales, Euphorbiaceae.
AUGCUUAGCUUUUGGGGUAUCACCAAGCCUUUACUGGCCAGUUGGUCUUGGAGGAACCUGGUUAAGCUAAGAGACAGGGUUAGUGAUUGCUACUGUUAUAAGCUAGGAGAAGGUAAUAUUUCUUUCUGGUAUGAUCCUUGGCUAGAUGGAAGGGCCAUAAAGGAUAUCUUCCCUGAGAUCAAUCCUAUUGACAGUGAUGUUCCUAGGAAUGCAAAGGUUAAUGAUUUCUUUAGAAGAGGGCAGUGGUGUCUGCCUUUACCUAUGGAUGAUAGUACAGAAGAGGCAUGGGACUGUAUCACUUCAAACUACAAAAUUGUGGAAGAGCAAAAAGAUUGUAUUAGUAGAGAAGCAGUCUGUUUCUUGGUGGAGAAGUUUGUGGAAGGAUGCAAUGUGGAAACAGUAGAGCAUAUCUUCUUUGACUGUCCUGUUUCUAAAAGUAUUCUGAGAGAUGUGCUCAAAGCUUGCUGUAUUAAUAGAGAUGUUUGCAGCUGGAGAGGAGAGUGCUCUUGGUUUAGUAUGAAAGCUGUGGGAAGAGGCUGCCUGGCUAAGGUCAUAAGGACUGCUUUCAUUUCUACAAUCUACAACAUAUGGAGAGGUAAGAAUUGCAUUGUGUUUGAUAAUACUGUGGUGGAUGCGGUGAUGAUUAAGAGCUGGAUCAGGUUUGAUGUUAUGCUAAAGAUGUAUGGUUAUAGGAAUAGCUCAGAUAGUUUUAUGUGUAUAUAUCAGAAUUGGUAUAGAUUCUGUAAUUAG